GCCGCUGCCUUGCCCGGUCCUUUAUUUCUCUCCCCUCCCUUCUCUCUCUCUCUCUCUCUCUCUCUGGUGGUCAUCCCGUCUCGUCUAAGAGUUGGCGUCGGGACGGUGGGUGCGCGUCCGAUCGCUGCCUUCAACUUGGGCUGAAGAAAGACUGAGGGAACUCCUCGGGAUUCUCCGUACACCGAGCUCUCAUCCGGAUAUUCUGGUUCACGUGUUGAAGCGCUUUUUUAAGGAGAAUUCUUGGGAGAUUUCUUACUCUUUCAUUCCUCAAGGAUGAAGCAGCACGGAGGACUUGUGUACUGAAACAGCUCCCACUUUUCAACUCCGCGUUCCGGGAUGAACCAUGAGCAGAGGUUGUGAGGGCCUGUUUCUAUCGUCCUGUUGUACAGUGAGGCAGUGAGCUCACGGUGGAUACAGCAUGCAUGUGUCGACAUAUCCCAUGAUGCACUCUGCCAGUCCAGGCCUGCUCCUCCUAAGCUUCCUUUUUCUCGCUGACGCUGAAUCACCUCCCAGAUUCACGCGAACCCCAGAAGACCAAACAGGGGUCCAGGGGGGAGUGGCUUCGUUUGUGUGCCAGGCCACAGGAGAUCCACAGCCCAAGAUUGUCUGGAACAAAAAAGGCAAAAAAGUCAGCAACCAGAGAUUUGAGGUUAUAGAAUUUGAUGAUGGGUCCGGCUCGGUCCUGAGGAUCCAGCCACUGAGGACCCCGAGAGAUGAGGCUAUCUACGAAUGUCAUGCCUCCAACUCCGCAGGAGAGCUCACUGCCUCCACCAAACUAAGUGUGCUACGAGAGGACCAGCUGCCCUCUGGGUUCCCCACCAUAGACAUGGGUCCGCAGCUGAAAGUGGUGGAGCGCUCUCGCACCGCCACCAUGCUCUGUGCUGCGAGCGGUAACCCUGACCCAGAAAUUACCUGGUUCAAGGAUUUCCUGCCAGUCAACACAUCCAAUAACAAUGGACGUAUCAAGCAACUCCGCUCAGAGUCCUUUGGUGGCACGCCCAUACGAGGUGCCCUCCAGAUAGAGAUGAGUGAGGAGUCAGACCAGGGGAAGUAUGAGUGUGUUGCCACCAACAGUGAUGGGACACGCUAUUCUACCCCAGCUAACCUCUAUGUCAGAGAGCUACGAGAAGUGCGUCGUGUCCCCCCUCGGUUCUCCAUCCCCCCUGCGGACAGCGAGAUUAUGCCAGGGGGGAACGUCAACAUCACCUGCGUGGCAGUGGGCUCGCCCAUGCCCUACGUGAAGUGGAUGCUGGGAGCAGAAGACCUAACACCCGAGGACGACAUGCCCAUUGGCCGCAACGUCCUGGAGCUGACAGACAUACGCCAGUCCAACAAUUACACGUGUGUUGCCAUGUCAACACUCGGGGUGAUUGAGGCGGUAGCACAGAUUAUUGUGAAAGCUCUGCCGAAGCCUCCUGGCAGCCCGGUGGUGACGGAGAGAACUGCAACCAGCAUCACACUCACCUGGGAUUCUGGCAAUCCUGAACCAGUCUCCUAUUACAUCAUACAGCACCGCGCCAAAGGCUCCGAGGACCCCUAUAAAGAGAUUGAUGGCAUCGCCACGACGCGCUACAGCGUGGGCGGCCUCAGCCCUUAUUCCCACUAUGACUUCCGCGUGGCAGCAGUCAACACCAUUGGCCAAGGCCCGUCCAGUGAGGCGGUGGAGGCUCGCACAGCCGAGCAGGCCCCCUCCUCGCCUCCCCGACAGGUCAGGGGUCGAAUGCUGAGCACAACAACCGCAAUCAUACACUGGGAUGAACCAGAGGAGCCCAACGGACAGGUGGUCGGCUACAGAGUGUACUACACCUCAGACAACACGCUGACAGUCAACCAGUGGGAGAAGCAGAUGGUGCGCAGCGCCAGCUUCAUCACCAUCCAGGGUUUGACCCCCAACAAGACCUAUUACAUCAGAGUGCUGGCCUUCACCUCUGUGGGAGACGGACCUCUGUCCCAGGACCUGCAGAUUAUAGCCAAGACUGGAGUUCCAUCCCAACCUUCAGAAUUUAAAGGUGAGGCCAAGUCGGAGACCAAUAUCCUGUUGUCCUGGGUGGCCCCACCCCAGGGCGGUCCCGACAACCAGAUCACCGGAUAUGAACUGGUCUACCGUCGAGCUGACGACACAGAGGAGAAGAAAAUGAGCUUUGAGCCGACCACCUCCUACCUGCUGAAGAACUUGAAGCCUUUCUCCACCUACACCUUCCAGCUGGCUGCCAGGAGCAAGCAUGGAAUCGGGGCGUACACCAACGAGGUGUCCAUCGAAACGCCGCAGACACUUCCUUCAGCACCUCCCCAGGACAUCACAUGCACCAGUCCCAGCUCUACCAGCAUCCUGGUAAGUUGGGCUCCACCUCCCCUGGAGUUUCAGAACGGCGUCAUUACGGGAUACUCCAUCCAGUACUCUACGACGGAGCGCAACAAAACGUCCAAAAGAAUCGAUGGAAUUCCUCCGGAGAGUUCUCCCCAUCUCCUGGAAAACCUGGACAAAUGGACUGAGUAUGGCAUAACGAUACGAGCGCAGACGGAAGCUGGCGAUGGACCAGAAAGUUUACAGCUGCUUAUCCGCACCGAGGAGGAUGUUCCAAGUGGUCCUCCGCGAGGGGUUGAGGCAGAGACUGUGAACGCCUCGGCCAUUAGGGUGAAAUGGCGAGCACCGGCGCCGGAACGGCAGCACGGUCAGAUCAGAGGCUACCAAGUCCACUAUGUGAGGAUGAACUACGGCGAGCCUCAGGGUCAGCCUUUCAUCAAGGACAUCCUCAUAGAGGACUCGCAGUGGGAAUAUGGUGACUCAACUGAAUAUGAGAUCGUUCUGGGAGACCUGAAGGCAGACACUGCUUACUCUGUAUCAGUGGGGGCUUACACUGCCAAAGGCGAUGGUGCUCGCAGCAAACCUGUUACAGCUUGCUCUGCCCUGCCACUGCCUGUGAAGCCCAUACUGAUGGUGAGUGCCACUGAUUCAGGUACUGCUCUUCUUCAGUGGCAUCCUCCCCCAAACCCACCCACCCCGCUCCUCGGGUACCGCCUCACGUUUGGCCGCAUCGAUGUCCUUCCCUUUACGGUGGUGGAGUUUCCCACCAAGGAGAAUCGCUACACAGCCCUCGACAUCCACAAGGGAGCAAACUACGUGUUCAGACUCUCUGCCCGUAACAAAAUGGGCUACGGGGAGGAGUCGGUAAAAGAGGUGACUACCUCAGAGGAUGCCCCAAGUGGAUACCCAGAAAAUAUCAACUCUGAGGAGGCUUCGGCCACCUCCCUCCGACUGAAAUGGAAAUCAGUCCCUCUUAUUGAGCAAAAUGGGAAAAUCACGACGUACUCAGUGCUGUACAAGGACAUAAACAGUCGAGGGAACGCCUCGGAGGUUGUGGUGCCCGUUCCAGGGUCGAGUGUGUUGUUGGAGGGUCUGAGUGCCGAUACUGUGUACGAUGUCAGGGUGUGCGCGUUCACAACUGUCGGCCCUGGGCCGUACAGCCCGAGUGUCCAGUUUAGGACGCAGCGGCUAGACCAAGUUUUUGCAGCGAACUUCAGAGUGAAAGCAGCCAUGAAGAACUCUGUCCUGCUGUCCUGGGAGAUCCGAGACAAGAACCCUGCCCAGCCCUUCACUAUCCUGUACGGACAGGGCCAGUCCGUGGAAGUGGAUGGCAAGCUGACUCAGAAGUUGAUCACCGGCUUGGAGCCCGACACUCAGUACUCCUUUCUGCUCACCAACCGGGCCAACAGCGCCGGGGGCCUGCAGCAUCGCGUCACCGCCACCACGGCUCCUGACAUCCUGAAGACCAAACCCACCGUGGUGGGAAAAACCAACGCAGACGGCAUGGUGACUGUGCAGCUGCCAACUGUGCAGACCACGGCUAAAGUCAGGGGCUUCUACGUGGUGGUGUUGCCUCUGAAGAAGCAGAGAGGGAAGUUCCAGAAUCCCUGGGAGGAACCUGAUCAGAUGAACAUGGACGAGCUCCUGAAAGAGAUCAACAGGACGAGUGUCAGUCGUGCCCUUCGCAUCCGCAGGCAGGCUGGCCAAUCAGAUCCCAGGGCCUAUGUCACUGCCAACUUUAAGGCCCUCCCCCUGGAGUUCACACUCGGUGACGGACGAAACUACGGGGACUUCCGCAACCGUCCGCUGCAGAACGGACAGGAGUAUGUGUUCUUUGUGCUUGCACUCAUGGACCUCUCUGAGAAUACGAUGUAUGCCACUAGCCCUUAUUCUGACCCCGUUACCUCACUGGAUGUGGAUCCCAAGCCGAUGGUUGAUGAAGAGGAGGGGCUGCUGUGGGUGGUGGGGCCUGUGCUGGCUGUCAUCUUCAUCGUCUGUAUUGUCAUCGCCAUUCUCCUCUUCAAGAGCAAACCUGACAGGAAAAGAGCCGAGGCCGAAGGCAGGAAGGGCAGUUUUCCUUGCAGCAAAGCCAUGUCAUCUCACCAUCCCACUGACCCCGUGGAGCUACGCAGAAUUAACUUCCAGACUCCAGCCUACCGUGUAUCAGUGUACCGCGGUUAUCGGCGUCUGUCAAGCAUGGCAAGUCACCCGCCCGUCCCCAUCUCUGAGAUGGCAGAUCACAUUGAGCGCCUUAAGGCAAACGACAAUCUCAAGUUCUCUCAAGAGUACGAGUCCGUCGACCCUGGUCAGCAGUUCACAUGGGAGAACUCCAACUUGGAGGUCAACAAACCAAAGAACCGCUACGCUAACGUCAUUGCCUACGAUCACUCCAGGGUUAUACUCUCCAGCAUCGAGGGUGUCCCAGGCAGUGACUACAUCAACGCAAACUAUAUUGAUGGCUACCGCCGUCAGAAUGCCUAUAUCGCAACCCAGGGCUCCCUCCCCGAGACCUUCGGGGACUUCUGGAGGAUGAUCUGGGAGCAGCACACAGCCAACAUUAUCAUGAUGACCAAGCUGGAGGAGAAGUCACGGAUGCCCUCUUAUUUCUUCUCUAAGGUGAAGUGUGAUCAGUACUGGCCAACCCGGGGCACAGAGACCUACGGCCUCAUUCAGGUCACUCUGUUGGACACAGUGGAGCUGGCUACCUACUCUGUCAGGACCUUCGCUCUGUACAAGAGCGGCUCCAAUGAGAAGCGUGAGGUUCGUCACUUCCAGUUCACGGCCUGGCCAGACCAUGGGGUGCCUGAACACCCCACACCCUUCCUGGCCUUCCUUCGGAGGGUGAAGGCCUGCAACCCUCCUGAUGCAGGACCUAUGAUAGUCCAUUGCAGCGCUGGAGUGGGUCGCACAGGCUGCUUCAUCGUGAUCGACGCCAUGGCGGAGCGUAUCAAGCAUGAGAAGACCCUCGAUAUCUAUGGCCACGUCACGCUGAUGCGCUCGCAGAGGAACUACAUGGUCCAGACGGAGGACCAGUACAUCUUCAUUCACGAUGCGCUGCUGGAGGCCGUGACCUGCGGGAACACCGAGGUCCCCGCCCGGAACCUGUACUCCUACAUCCAGAGGCUGACGCAGGUUGAACCGGGAGAGAAUGUCACCGGCAUGGAGCUGGAGUUCAAGCGUCUGGCCAGUGCCAAGGCCCACACGUCACGAUUCGUGAGUGCCAACCUGCCAUGCAACAAGUUCAAGAACCGGCUGGUGAACAUCAUGCCCUAUGAGACCACGCGUGUGUGUCUGCAGCCAAUCAGAGGAGUGGAGGGGUCCGACUAUAUCAACGCCAGCUUCAUCGAUGGAUACAGGCAGCAGAAGGCCUAUAUAGCUACCCAGGGUCCACUGGCCGAAACCACAGAGGACUACUGGAGGAUGCUGUGGGAACACAACUCCACCAUUGUUGUCAUGUUAACCAAACUGAGAGAGAUGGGACGGGAGAAGUGUCACCAGUACUGGCCCGCUGAGCGCUCGGCCAGGUACCAGUACUUCGUGGUGGAUCCCAUGGCCGAGUACAACAUGCCCCAGUACAUCCUCCGAGAGUUCAAAGUCACUGAUGCCAGGGAUGGCCAAUCACGGACAGUUCGUCAGUUCCAGUUCACCGAUUGGCCAGAGCAAGGAGUGCCAAAGUCAGGGGAGGGAUUCAUUGAUUUCAUUGGCCAGGUGCAUAAAACGAAAGAACAGUUUGGCCAGGACGGGCCAAUAACGGUCCACUGCAGUGCUGGAGUAGGGAGGACUGGUGUGUUCAUCACCCUCAGCAUUGUGCUGGAGAGGAUGAGGUAUGAGGGCGUGGUGGACAUAUUCCAGACGGUCAAGAUGCUGCGCACCCAGAGACCCGCCACCGUUCAGACGGAGGACCAGUACCAGUUCUGCUACCGGGCCAGUCUGGAGUACCUGGGAAGCUUUGAUCACUAUGCAACAUAAACCCAGUGGCUGUCUCUCAUGCCACAUCCCACCUAGUGCACUUUUCUUAGGUCACAUGCAGCCUGAAUUAAUGCAUUAGGAUGCGAUGUUUCUUUGAAGAUUUUGCCACCACACGCAGUGAAGGGGGACCAUUGGCUUAUCCCGUACCCAGAAACAGCACCUCUAACUGAGCCAUAGCAACCUGCUUGACAUGGGUGUUUUCCUUCCACCCUCAGCCCAAACACACCGAUCGUUCUGUCCGCAGAAGCAACUUCGACCACUGUUCCAAUCAGAAUACUUGAUCAGAUGUAGGUUUUUAUUCAUUUCUGUGCUUUUUGUGAGCACCCAGAUUGCUUUACAUUGUUUGGGUGUGGAACUCUCACCUCGUCCACCACCAGUGUAGCAUCACCGACGAAGACAGGACCCAGCUACAGUGUUUAGCUGUCACAGGAAAUUUAGAUUUUUCUAUUUUGAGGACGGUCUUGAAGGAGACCACGAAUCCAUCUUCUGGAAGCCUCGUGGAGUGAAAGAACUGGGACUUUUGAGCAACCAGAGAAUUGCCAACAGGAGACUGAGACCACAGAGCACACAGUAUUAAAGAGACAGAGGACACACAUCCAAAAAAGGACACAGAGGAGUGGUUUUUUUCUGUUUUGUUUUGGAAACAGACUCAUUUCCUGUGAAUGAAAAGUAGUUUCUACCAUAUAGUAAUAAAAACCACCAGUUCAACCUUACUGUAUGCUUCACGAUAUAACAUGUGGGAAAUUGGAGAGAAGUUUAAAAUGCAUACCACAAAAUAAAACAUUGAUUUAGUUUUUUAGAAAAAAAUAUAAAUAUGUGAGUAUCUUGGGGUUUUUUUAAACUGAGUAUUCCUCAUGACACCUUCCGUUUUUUUUGUUUUUACAGAUUUAUGACUUUUUUCCCCACUGGCCAUAGAAAGGAAAGGGUUUUUCUGUGUAAUCCAAUGAGCUGUAGCGUUUUUUUGUUUGAGUUUUUUUUUUUCUUUCCAAGUGAUACGUUACUGUUUUAAAGUGUACAAUCAAAUCUUGUGUGGAAAAUGUUCACAGUUCUACAACAAAAACACAAUUGAGUGUCACUCUCCUGUUAUUCUCUACCCACUCUCUCUUUUUAAAAAACACAUGUUCACAUGCACGCAGGACUCUUGAGUCUCAUCUCUAUCUGGCCUGCGAUGUCAGCAGCCUGAGGGACGGCCAACCCCCGGCAGCCCACAGAGAUACACUAUUAAGCCUGCUGCUGCCAGUCCCGCAGAAGAAAACACCCGCCACGUUGUUCUGUGUGCACGCUGAGAGAAAAGCCAGAUAGAACACAGCGACGGAGAGUAUGCACAGAAAUCAAAAUAUAUAUAUUAUAGAAAACAACUAUUUAUGUGUCCAAAUAAGCUUCACAAAGAUUUCUCAAACAGGGAGCGAGAAGAGGAUCAAGAAGAAGGGGGUGGGAUGAGGGGGGGUCAGGGAAGAAGUGUUUUUUUCUCACUGGAAUGCGCACCUAUGACUUUUCUCUGUCUGAUUCUGUGUGCAAUAAGUAGAUGUAUUAUAUAUUUUUGUGUCAAGUCACUAACAGCAGUUAUAUGCCAUUACGAUGAUACUGAUGAUGGUGCAUCAUUUUCCAGACACGCGGAUGUUACGCUCGUUAUGGCUCCCACCACCAUUUAGUGUCCACCCGAGGGAAACGACCUCUGACCUCUUAGAGAGUAGAUCUUUUUAUCCAUCUCACAACUCCAGUAGCUGAUGCCAUCCCAUGUGUGGCAAGGCUACCAAUGAAUGAUCAAACUCAUAUUUCAAACAGCAUCUAUUAAGUAUUUUUUGAUUUUAGAUUUCUAGUGCCUUAUAUUACACGCCUAUUUUGAUAAAGUUACGUUAAAGGGUUUUUUUUGUGUAUUCUAUGUGCGUAUGCUCGUACGUAUGUGAACUGAAUGUCUGUGUUGAUUACGUUACAGUGUGUGAAAGUAUCUUGUGCUGUUUUCGGCUGUGAAAUUUUCUAUGGGAGGCUUGGUGGAGGCUGGAUAGUUGGAUAGCAACCGCAUCAUUGUAUCUAAUUCAAUUAGUUGACACUCAACUAUAGACUAUUAAAAUAUGUGGUUAUCAGCAGGAUGGUAGGAUCAUUUUUGGACGGAAUGUCGCCAGCUUCCCAUCUUCCUGGGGCACUUGCACGAGCUUUAUGUGCUCAGACUAUUUCAUGGAGACCUCAGUUUGCCUCCCAUGAAAUCUUGACCACAUCAGUGACUGCGGCACCGAGUGCGAGUUGGCUCGGACCAGUCAUACUGACUCAGCUGUGCAGAAAUCUAAAUAAAGCCGAACAGCGGUGGCUUUCUCUGUCAAUUUGAAGAAUCAGCCAAAUACAACCUGGCCUGACACGCUUCACCCAAAAUCGGUCAAACCUAUCAUCUGUGUUCUUUUCUGACGAUGUCUACAGUUAAAUAUGUAUUUUUCAUUCAAUGACAGAGGCUGAAAUAAGUUCAGGUCCUACAUCCCCAACAACACACAACCUACAUCAUCGUUUGUUUUUUUCUUCUUCUUUUGUAUCUCCAUUAAUGCUCAACAAUAUAAGGGAUCGUUGACAGUUAUCCACCAACUUUCAGUAACCCUGUUGUCGUUUUUGUAUGCAUGGUACCACUUUUGAGAUGCCCCUUUGGUCGCACCUGUUAUGGGAAGACUUGCACUUUCUCUCUUUGUACUAUGCACUAUUAUCAGUAUUCUGUUAUCUCUAAUAGCCCCCCCCCCCCAGAACCCACCAAAAGGAGUUUGACUUGAACUCAGUAAAGACGGACCCUGUAAUGCUCACAUGGUUGUGUAUAUGUAAAUAACACAAAACACAGAGUGAUUAAAAUGCAUAAAUAUGUGCAUUAAUAAAUAAUGAAUAAAUGAUAAAGUUCUAGAGUGAAUAAAAGAUUAUCAGAUAUAGAGAGUGAUAUAAUUAAAAGGAUGCACCUGAAGUCACAGUUUUAUGGCACAGCAGUGUGUAAAAUACAUCACGUGGAUUUAUUGAGAAGUCUCACAAAAAUUGUUCUAUUUUACCCCCCAAUGUAUCAUGUAGAUGGAUAAAACUGGAGUUUAUAAAUUGUAUAAAAAUGAAAAUAUGGUGUGUUACUUGGAUCAGUUACCUCCAAUUGGUCUGUAAAUGUAAACCUUUUUUUCUUUUGUUUCGUUUUUGUUUUGUUUGCUGCUCCGAGUCAACAAGUGCUUUUUAUUUUUCUUACAUUGGUUCUCGGAGCGCGUGAAAACCCGGAAAACAGGUCUGUAUGGAUUUCUGUUCUUUGUCGACACAAGUUUCAUUUGUUACAAAUAAACUCAAGUGAAAUAAUU
Messenger RNA from Scophthalmus maximus (turbot), 9576 nucleotides. It is a transcript of the gene ptprdb, whose product is annotated as protein tyrosine phosphatase receptor type Db. The record is from RefSeq and is a predicted model, not a curated record. NCBI's taxonomy places the organism in Eukaryota, Metazoa, Chordata, Actinopteri, Pleuronectiformes, Scophthalmidae. Bases 419 to 6274 code for a protein of 1951 amino acids. Gene Ontology annotation, molecular function: protein binding; protein tyrosine phosphatase activity. Gene Ontology annotation, biological process: peptidyl-tyrosine dephosphorylation; synaptic membrane adhesion. The transcript has 46 exons.